ACAGCAGAUCUUGCGCACUGUCCUGUGGCUGACUACACUGUUGGGUUGCAACCUGCAACAACUACCGCUACAGCGAGGUACAGAAGAAUGGAAAACUCGUUAAGACAACGAAGAGGUCUUCAGGUUACUAUUUCUCUUUAAUACAUUUGGAAACAUUUCAUGUUCUGCAGUCAACCUCGGAUAUGGUAUGCCCAAUAAAUAUAACUUGAACCCUAUGUGCCAUACCAGUGGAUGACAGAUCUCUGAGGGAGGGAUGGAUGACCUGUGGAGUAUAACGACUUUGUUGCUGCAGGUGUGGUUCUCCGUGAUGAUUGGGCUCAUCAUGAUACCUGCAAUGUUUGGCCUCUCCCUGGGGGUCACUUCGGUCUAUAUUCAGAUUCUGGUCAAGAUAUUGGAGUGGGCCACCCUGCGGAUCCAGAGAGGACACAGGGAUCGACCCACUCUGCCAGUGCCUGCUCCGCUACCCAAUGGACUCAUCCAGAGGGAGGGUGGCUCUAUGGAACAGGAGAUGGGGGAGCUGCGUCGGUAUCGUACCCAGUCCAUAUCGAGGGGAGAGUUUGCGCUGAGCGACUCAUUCUACUUCUACAGAAAGGGCCUGGAGAGCAUCGUGGAUGACCAGGUCACUCAGCGCUUCUCCUCUGAGGAGCUGGUCUCCUGGAACCUCCUGACCCGCACCAACCACAACUUUCACUACAUCAGCCUGCGCCUCACCGUCAUCUGGGGCCUGGGCGUGAUCAUACGUUACUGUGUCCUUUUCCCUCUCAGGAUAACCCUGGCAAUCAUAGGGAUUAGCUGGCUGGUGAUCGGGACAACUUUGGUGGGGUUUCUACCUAACAGGAGAGUGAAGAACUGGCUCAGUGAGUUAGUCCAUCUGAUGUGCUAUAGGAUUUGUGCCAGAGGCCUCUCUGCCACCAUCCAAUACCACAACAAAAAUAAUAAACCACAAAAAGGAGGAAUAUGCGUAGCAAACCACACCUCACCUAUUGACAUUGUCAUUUUGGCCAAUGAUGGAUGCUACGCUAUGGUGGGUCAAAGUCACAGUGGGCUGAUGGGGGUCAUCCAGAGAUCAAUGGUGAGGUCCUGCCCCCAUGUGUGGUUUGAGAGGUCGGAGAUGAGAGACCGGCAUGCUGUUACCAGUAGAUUGAGGGCUCAUGUUGCAGCGAAGUGCAAUCUACCCAUUUUGAUUUUCCCAGAGGGAACCUGCAUCAACAACACAUCAGUCAUGAUGUUCAAGAAGGGAAGCUUUGAGAUUGGAGGGACAAUAUACCCAGUUGCAAUCAAGUAUGACCCACGCUUUGGAGAUGCCUUCUGGAACAGUGCCAAGUACAACAUGGUGAGCUACCUACUGAGAAUGAUGACCAGCUGGGCCAUCGUGGUCAAUGUGUGGUACCUGCCCCCAAUGACCAGACAGGAAGGGGAAGAUGCUACCAAGUUUGCCAACCGAGUGAAGUCUGCUAUUGCACAUCAGGGAGGGCUGUUGGACAUGGCGUGGGAUGGGAGCUUGAAGAGAGACAAGGUGAAAGAAGAAUUUAAAGAGCAUCAACAGAAGAUGUACAGCAGUAUGGUUGUGGGAAAGAAAGCUAGAAACUCACAAGAGCCUCACACAGAGAGCUCCAAGAGCUAAUGACAUUGGAAUUAACACUGGACAAUCUCUGACAAUGGGCGAUAACUUCAAAGUAUUUUACAUACUACAAUGCAUACGGACUGAAGUCAUUCAAAAUCAAUGGCCUUUGUUAUUGAAUACACGGAUUCAUUAUAAUUGUGUGGUAUCAGACUCUGAUACGCAACAUAUAGUUUAUCCGUUUUUAAUGCAUGAAAUGCCUUUUUUUUUUUAAGAAUUGUUUUAUAGAAACUUAAACAUAUCAAACUUAACUGCAAGUAGUACUGAUCUGUAUGAUAUUAAAUUAUCUCUGAUAAUGUUACAGUAAUACUACGUUUUCAGAUUGCACUAAAUUUAACAUUAUUCAAGAAUGUGUUUACGUUGACACAGAAUUUGUACUGGUAUUAGUAUUCAUUUGUGCAAUUUUCUUUCUUAUGUUACAUUAUGCUCCUUUUUUUUAAAAGAAUUGUUUUAUAGAAACUUAAACAUACCAAACUUAACUGCAAGUAGUACUAAUCUGUAUGAUAUUAAAUUAUCUCUGAUAAUGUUACAGUAAUACUACGUUUUCAGAUUGCACUAAACUUAACAUUAUUCAAGAAUGUGUUUACGUUGACACAGAAUUUGUACUGGUAUUAGUAUUCAUUUGUGCAAUUUUCCUUCUUAUGUUACGUUAUGUUCCUUACAAUGCAACUCCUUACCCUAAAUAGCCCCCUACAAUAUACACUGAGUGUACAAAACAUUAAGGACAUCUGCUCUUUCCAUGACAUAGACUGACCAGGUGAAUCCAGGUGAAAACUAUGAUCCCUUAUUGAUGUCACUUGUUAAAUCCACUUCAAUCUGUGUAGAUGAAGUGGAGAAGACAGGUUAAAGAAGCAUUUUUAAUUCUUGAGACAUGGAUUGUGUAUGUGUGCCAUUCAAAGGGUGAAUGGGCAAGACAAAAUAUUGAAGUGCCUGUGAACAAGGUAUGGUAGUAGGUGCCAGGCGCACCGGUUUGUGUCAAGAACUGUGACGCUGCUGGGUUUUUCAACAGUUUCCCGUGUGUAUUAAGAAUGGUCCACUACCAAAAGGAUAUCCAGCCAACUUGACACAUCUGUGGGAAGCAUUGGAGUCAACAUGGGCCAGCAUCCCUGUGGAACGCUUUUGACAUCCUGUAGAGUCCAUGCCCCGACAAAUUGAGGCUGCUCUAAGGGCAAAAGGGUUGGGGUGGGGGACACAACUCAAUAUUAGGACGGUACUCAUAAUGUUUGUUCACUCAGUGUAUACUGUUCACCCAUGGUCAUGUUUGAAGGUGCUUUGAUCAAAGUCCAAAACAAAGACUGGGGGUUUAUUGUUAAUUAUUUACAUCAUUUAAAUGUUAUGAAAUCUACAUUUUGGCCUGGUCCAGAAACAACCACUUGCCCUGCUCUAACCCUUAGCCACUUAUGCAGAUCUGAGAGGGUAGAUGUAUAGGUAUAAAGAAUAUGGAAAUGCCUAUUUGACAUUUACAUGUUAGUCAUUUAGCAGAUGCUCUUAUCCAGAGCGACUUACAGGAGCAGUUAAGGUUAAGUGCCUUGCUCAAGGGCACAUCGACAGAUUUUUCACAUAUUCGGCCCGGCACGCUUUUAAUCGCUGGGCUACCUGCUGCCUAUAGAGGCUAAUUAGAAGGUGUCUCUGGACCUAUACUGAACAAAAAUAUAAACGCAACAUGUAAAGUGUUUAUGCAACGUUUCAUGAGCUGAAAUAAAAUAUUCCAGAAAUGUUCCAUACA
Molecule: messenger RNA, 3347 nt
Organism: Oncorhynchus kisutch (coho salmon)
Lineage: Eukaryota; Metazoa; Chordata; Actinopteri; Salmoniformes; Salmonidae
Product: glycerol-3-phosphate acyltransferase 3
Exons: 13
Coding region: 254-1624 (456 amino acids)
Biological process (GO): triglyceride biosynthetic process
Cellular component (GO): endoplasmic reticulum
Molecular function (GO): glycerol-3-phosphate O-acyltransferase activity
Source: RefSeq, a predicted model, not a curated record